Messenger RNA from Pyrus x bretschneideri (Chinese white pear), 1929 nucleotides. Its product is annotated as AT-hook motif nuclear-localized protein 5-like. The transcript is spliced from 5 exons. Lineage: Eukaryota; Viridiplantae; Streptophyta; Magnoliopsida; Rosales; Rosaceae. Bases 514 to 1566 code for a protein of 350 amino acids. Gene Ontology annotation, molecular function: minor groove of adenine-thymine-rich DNA binding. The record is from RefSeq and is a predicted model, not a curated record.
UCCUCCCUCCUUUUUCUCCCUUUUCCACCUCCUGCAUUUUCCUGUCAAAACCCUAGAUUUGAAAUCUAGGGUUUUGUUCUGUUGCUGUGUCUGAGGCAGUGGCUCAAGAGCUGCCUGAGCUCCUGAUUUUCUACAUUUUGGUUUUUGCUGGGCAUUUUCUGUGAUGGGUCUGUAGGGGUCGUACUGUUCAAGCUCUGCAGUCACUUGGUUACUUGUUUCUGUGGGUAAAGGUCAGAGCUUUAUAGGGUUUUUUAGAUAUUCCGAAACUUCAAGCAAAACCCUUUUUUUUUUUUCUUUUUAUAAGCUCACUCUGUUUCUGUAUUUUGAAGAUUUAGGGUUAAAAGGGAUUUAUCUCCCUCUUUUUUUUUUUGUUUUUGAAAAUAAUGUUUUAACUUUUUCCCCCAUUUUGUUCGAAUUUUCCGUUUUCUGAAGAAUUGACCAAGAGGGUUUGUAGAAACAAUCUUUAGGUGACAAAAAAGUGAGUUUUUUGGUGACAAAUCUCUUAGUAAAUGCAUGGAUGGGAGGGAAGCAAUGGGAUUGUCUGGUGGGUCAGCUUCAUACUACAUCCAUAGGGGAGGAGGGGUUGGUGGGUCUAUGCCUGGGUCACAGGCUACUGGCGGUGGCGGCGGACCUCAUCAUGCUCCACCUGGGUUCAGGCCCAUCUCAAACACACUCAUGCAACCUCAGUCCAAUGUGAGGGUCAGCUCUGCGGGAUCAACAUUCUCAGUAGAGCCUUCAAGACCCAAUUUUCAACAUCGUGGCAGUACCAUGAAUGUCGCUCCCGGAGUGCCUUCAGCUCAGCCUGUAAAGAAGAAAAGAGGGAGGCCCCGGAAGUAUGGCCCCGAUGGGCCGGUUUCUCUGGGGUUGUCUCCCAUGUCUGCAACACCUACUCCUACACCGGGUUCAACCAGUCCGACCCCGAAACGUAGUAGAGGGAGGCCACCUGGGAGUGGUAGGAAGCAACAGUUGGCUACUCUUGGGGAUUGGAUGAACAAUUCAGCUGGAUUAGCUUUUGCACCCCAUGUUAUCACCAUUGGAGCUGGAGAGGACAUUGCAGCAAAAUUAUUGUUGUUUGCACAACAGAGACCAAGGGCGCUAUGCAUCUUGUCAGGAAAUGGUGCAGUGUCUUCAGUAACUCUACGUGAGCCUGCAUCUACUGGUGUCAGUGUCACAUAUGAGGGUCGGUUCCAGAUAUUAUGCUUGUCAGGUUCUUACUUAGUUGCAGAGGAUGGUGGACCUCGCAAUCGAACAGGGGGAAUAAGCGUUUCCCUUUCUAAUCCUAAUGGUCAUGUCAUUGGUGGUGCUGUGGCAGUGCUGAUUGCAGCAACUCCAGUGCAGGUUGUGCUUUGCAGUUUCGUAUAUGGUGGCUCCAAGACCAAGAACAAGCAACUGGCUGAUCCCAAUAGCGAUGAGAAUUCCGAGCCACAGCAUAGCGAGAAAUUGGGUCUAGCAAGCAGUGCCCCACCAACUCAAAAUUAUAAUCCCUCCGGAGCAGGCAUUUGGCCUGGCUCGCGGCAAGUUGAUUUGAGAAAUGCCCACACCGGUAUUGACUUGACUCGAGGGUGAAGAUAAGCUGCAACAGACACAUGCCAGGUUUGUAUAUAUGUGUUGUAAAUGAACUGAAUCUGUGAUGCAACUCUCCGACCCUUGUUCACCCACUGGUGGGUAAACAAGUUUGUGCUAACAUAAUCUGUAACAAAAUCCAUAACUCCAGGGGAUGUUUCGGGUGACAUAAUUCACUCGUUGAGGAAGUUUCAAGUAGUGUGGAGGUUAAAAUAUUCGUCAGUAGCAAGAAAUUCUUUUGGCUUUUAGGUGGAAACUUCCUAUUUGAAUCAAAAGUCCAUUUGAAGUUUGUAACCGAUUCAAAAAUGACAAUUUGUAGAAUUGUAUGCUGCAUAUGCAUGGAUGAACGAGUCUCUUUUUCAUUUA